Messenger RNA from Actinia tenebrosa (Australian red waratah sea anemone), 3082 nucleotides. RefSeq names its product WD repeat-containing protein 75. Gene Ontology annotation, biological process: positive regulation of rRNA processing; positive regulation of transcription by RNA polymerase I; ribosome biogenesis. NCBI's taxonomy places the organism in Eukaryota, Metazoa, Cnidaria, Anthozoa, Actiniaria, Actiniidae. Gene Ontology annotation, cellular component: small-subunit processome; nucleolus. The record is from RefSeq and is a predicted model, not a curated record. Gene Ontology annotation, molecular function: RNA binding; protein binding.
AAGAAGACUGGAACUAUUACCGCUGACCGGUUAUUAGCAGACCACGUGCAGCAAGAAGAAGAUCUAUAGAGAAUGUCGUAAAAAUGUUAUCCUACGAAAAAGAAUCGAGAAAUUUAGGUACAAUUCAGCUUGUUGGAGGAGAAACAUUAGUAACUUUACCUGUACAGUUUAGUAGAGAUUCAAGACAUUUUUUCUAUUGUGGUGGUAACAAGAUAUAUGUGUACAGCACUGAAACAGGACAGUUAGUUAGAGAACUUAAAGAACAUGCACAGGAUAUAACUGGCUUUAGUGUUAACUCUAAAAAUGACUUACAGCUGGUCUCAUGUUGUAAUGAAGGGUUGGUGAUAGUGUGGGACUACACUGAUGGUGCAUUACUCAAGAAACUUGAAUUCAGUGAUAAGUUACUUGGUGUUUUUUCUCAUCCCAAUUAUGAAGAUUCCUUAUUUAUAAUCAAAAAAAUUUACAAAGGUAAACGAUGGAAACCCACACUUAUACAGGUCCACUUGACAAAAACAGAUGAAAAUGGAAAACCAGAACAGAAGAAUUUAUUCAAAUUUACAGGAUUACCCAAACACUGUUGCUUCAGCAAAAAGGGAAGGUACAUAGCAUAUUUGCAUAAGAGGGGGGAAGAACUUGGUAUCUGGGACACAAAAGCUAAUGAAGCAAAAAGUUUCUUAUACAAAGAUUCUCUUUUUACUUGUGUGGCUUUUCAUCCAAAUGAAGCAUGUGUAGCGGCAGGAGACCAAAAUGGUCGAAUAAUUAUUUGGCAAGGAAUAGAGACCAAAAAACCUGUCACGAUGCAGCUCCAUUGGCAUGCUCACCCACUGGCAUCUGUAGCCUUUACGCAUGAUGGGUCGUAUAUGAUAUCUGGAGGACAAGAAGCUGUACUAGUUCUUUGGCAGUACAGCUCUAACUCCAGACAGUUUUUACCAAGAAUGGGUUCUCCAAUAAAGCAUGUGGCUUGCAGCCAUGAUGACUCGGUGAUUGCAGUCAGUCAUGAAGAUAAUGUUAUCAAGCUUGUGUCUGGUAUAGACCUUAGUCCAAAGCACACCAUACAAGGCUUACGGAAAUCUAGUUACAUGCAAAGCAAACUUGUUUUUGACCCUCGUACUGGGACAAUGGUGCUGAACAGCAUGCCAGGAAUUCUCCAGUUUUACGACCCUUAUCUUGACAAGGGCAUUUUUGUUGUUGAUGUCGUCAAGCAGAAUUUAAUUUCCCAGACAGAAGAUGAAAAGCUGUUUUUUACGCUGAUACAUCAUGUGGCGUUCAGUGAGACUGGUGACUGGAUGGCUACUGUUGAACAUAGGAAGGACCAUUGUACAACAGAAGAGACACGGUUAAAGUUUUGGGAAUUUAAUGCAACAAAUCAGUGUUACUCCAUCAAUACCAUUAUUGACACACCUCAUGAUCAUCGUACAGUAGCAGUACAAUUUCAGCCAGCCAGUCAGAACAGUGAACCAACAAUGGCUGUCACAGCAGGACAUGAUGGGAAAUUCAAAGUCUGGGUAUUAAAUGAAAAACAAGGUGUUGCUGGAACAAAAUUUGUCUGGGCAUGCCAGUCAGUUGGAUACUAUAACGACACACCAUGUUUGGAUGCUGUGUUCUCAGAAGAUGGUCAACUCCUAGCCAUACCUUAUGCUCAGGUGAUAACACUGUGGACCCCAAACGCUAAUGUACUACAGAAAACUCUACAUCUGCCCUUCCCAGAUGAUAAAAUAAGGUUUACUGCAUUUGGAUUUAAAAGUUCCUCGCACUACCUGAUGGUAUCUACAGCACAUUAUUUGAUUGUAUGGAACCUGCUCACCUGUUCUGUGUUGUGGACUAUAGAGGCGAACGUGGGUCACUUGAUUUCUGAUCCGAACACAAAACACUUUGCUGCUUUCGUCAAUUUUGACAAAAAGACUCACUUGUAUAUAUUUGACCCGUCAACGCCUAAUCCUGUAGCGAUUCAGCCAUUCGUAUCAUGCAAGGCACCUGUCUUUUCUGCCGGUUUUGACCGUAAAGUUACAACAUUAUCAAGCCAAGACAGGCCGAUAACGCUUUCAAAACUCUUCUUUCGCACAAGGAUUCAGGAACUCUUUACUCUUGUAACUGAAGAUGAAAAUGAUGAGCGUGAACGAACCUCUGUGCCCAGUGUUGUGGAAGAUGACUCUUCUGCUAAGCAAGAUUUCUUUAAUAUUUUUGGGAUGCCCUCAAAGAGUGUUGGAGAGUCAACUUCUGUCCAACCUCUUGGUAAAGUUGUUCAAGGAGAUCCCAAAGCUGCUGCUAUUCGUGAGAUGAUGAGAAUACCAUCGCAUGUUCUUCCUCCUGUCUCCACCUUGUGUUCAUCGUUCCUAAAGUCAAUGCUGGUUUCCAAAGAAGACGAUAGAAAUGAUGGCACAAAUACCGACAAGCAAGGUGCAGAUGAUGACGAUAGCAUGGUUGAUGAGGAUAGUGAAUCAGAAACUGAGGCAACAGGUCCUGUUGUCCUCAAGAGUCAACAAAUAAAAGAAGCGCAGGAGAUGCCGUUCAUGGACACAGACGACACUGACCUUGAUGAAGUACACGUGAAGAAAAAGAAUUUUGAUUGGCUGAAAGAUGUGUUCCUGUCACAUGACAAAUGAAGCUAAAAUUAAUUAUCAAUAAUUGCUUUGUGUCUUUUAUCAAAAUCGUAUUUAGUAAUACACGAAUUAGAGUCAGAGCAAUUUUGAUCUAUAUCUCUUUCUCUUUAGCUUGCUCUGCAAACCAUUUUUUUAAAGAAACCUGAGUAUUUCUUAAAGCCUAAGUUAUCAUUUUAAAUAAUUAUUACUCUCUCUCUCUUUUUGUAUAGACAAAAUAUGUUUACUUAAAUGAAAUCUCGACCAUUGUUAUUUAUUAUUUCUAUUCCUUGACAUUUCCUGCCAAAUUUUGUUUUACGAUUUCUUUGUCAGUACAAAAUCUCAAUAUGACAUUUAAGAUUGAAGAGUUAAGAUUGUUUAUUGAUACUCAAAAAAUGCACCUUUUUCAGUUUGUUGUACUAGGUAAGUCUGACCACGUGAACAAUAUCAAAAUGUGUCAUAAUAAUAACCAGGUCAUUAAUUACAUCUGCUGAUGUCAUCACUGA